Schizosaccharomyces cryophilus OY26 is the source of this 1173-nucleotide messenger RNA. Its product is annotated as rhomboid family protease. Gene Ontology annotation, cellular component: membrane. NCBI's taxonomy places the organism in Eukaryota, Fungi, Ascomycota, Schizosaccharomycetes, Schizosaccharomycetales, Schizosaccharomycetaceae. The transcript has a single exon. Gene Ontology annotation, molecular function: serine-type endopeptidase activity. The coding region runs from base 1 to 1173 and encodes 390 amino acids. The record is from RefSeq and is a predicted model, not a curated record.
AUGAAUCUUCUUAUGAAAAGUUUCGCCGUUCGAGAAUGCCCAAAAAGAAAAAUCCUUUCUUCAUAUUUAACAUCCCCACUAAAAAUCUUUUCUUAUGAUCAAAAAAUUCAAAAUUUCUCAGUUAAUAAGUGUGCAUAUUCUCACAUAUGUAAGCCACCGCUUACGAAAUAUGUAACGUGUUCAUUGAAACAAAAGUGUUACCGACUGGUUGGUUUUGCUACGAAGCCAAAUUCUUUGACUGUCGGUUUACCAACAUCUAUAAAAAUAUUAUCAAUACGCCGUUGCUUUUCUUCGUCUCACAAAAAUCGCUUACAAAAGCCUAAAACACCCUUUUUAUUACCCCCUCCCAGUGAGCAUCGAUCAAGUCCCCACGUUGCAACGGUGACAGCAAUCCUUAUUUGUUUAAUCAACUUUUUUUUCUUUUGGCAUUGGGACCUUGCAAGAAAUGAGAUAAGAUCUCUACAAGAUUUUCAAAGGUUCAAUUGGAUGUUGAAACAUACGCAGUGCUCUUUACAAAACUUGUACGAAGGUCGCUGGUGGACAUUAGUUACUAGUCUUUUUUCGCAUCAAGAUUUAACUCACCUUCUUGUCAAUUGCAUCGCUAUUUAUUCUUUCAUGACUGUAAUCGUUUACCGGUUUGGUAUUCUACGAUCAUUAUCUACAUAUUUUUUGUCCGGUGUUAUGGGAAAUUUUGUAGUUUUAGAAAGGUUACUAAGAAAAGAUGAUGCAGUUACUUUAAAAGGCCCUUUGCAUGUAUGGGACAUCCUUUUCAGAAAGGACAAUCUUUUUGAAACCCAAAGUUGUCUGAAAAAUAUGAGGAGUAAGUUAACAUUGUCAUCAUAUGCGACCAAAAAGGGUGUGGAAAUGUUGCCUCUAAGUUGGAGAAAGGGAGUACUUGGAGCUUCAGGUUCUGUCUACGGUAUUAUGGCAUUAUUUGCCUGUACUUAUCCGUUUGCUCAAUUUGUGCUGUUUUUUGUUAUUCCUGCUAGAGCGUCAACAAUCUUACCUCUUGAUUUUUUUGUUGAAUCGCUUCUCAUCACCUUGAAUUAUGACGAUAAAACCCAAAUAGCUUUCGAUGCUCAUGUUACCGGGAUACUUUUGGGUACAUUGUCUUCUUUUUUACUUAUUCCAAAAGUAUGGCGCGCUAGAUUUAUGUACAAAAAUAGCUUGUGA